Messenger RNA from Phaeodactylum tricornutum CCAP 1055/1, 839 nucleotides. RefSeq lists its product with no specific name. The transcript has a single exon. NCBI's taxonomy places the organism in Eukaryota, Bacillariophyta, Bacillariophyceae, Surirellales, Neidiaceae. Bases 86 to 772 code for a protein of 228 amino acids. The record is from RefSeq and is a predicted model, not a curated record.
AAGACAAGCCCCAUUGGUUUCCGAUAAAUCAUCAAGGCAAAGGCGGCCUACAUCCUUUUUUUCUCAUUGAGUCUUCAGCGUGACCAUGGCGAGCAAGAAACGUAGUGCUGCUGCACUCAGCGAGGAUGGGGAACUUGCUAAUGAUGAAAUCCUGGAGCUGCAUCAGUUCGUGGAGGGGUGCUCUGGAUAUUUUCAGUGCAGGGCCUGCCGUAUGCUUCCAUUGGACUUGCGUGCCUUCGGAUCUAUCUCAUUGGGCCGUCCUUCAGUCGAAUUCGUUCAAAAUCAUAGCAAGAUUUGUAGGGGCGAAGUCUUCUGUUUGGAUCAUUUGGCCAAAACAAUGAAAGAGUUCAUCAAAACUGAAACUAACAUCAACAGCAGCAUUCUUUUGCAGCCUCGGUUCAAAGUCAUUAUCCGAGAAAUUGUUGCGCAUAACGAGAUACUUGUGGAAGUAUUCACACAUGGUGUUGAAGCUGUCAUGAAAAAAAAAGCUGAUGCCGAUUUCGCCACUCCAGGGCUUUGGAAAAAACUCCCCAACAAGGUAUCUUAUGAAAAGGUCGCGGAUGCCUUCGAAGGCUUCAUUGUGACAACUACGGAUCUUUUUGGUAAACUGGGAGAGUUCACGCUGCUCUUGCGCUACUUACAGUCGAUCUGUCCGGCUCUGAGCGUGCCGGCAGAGGUGCUGGCGUCGAGUGCGGCUGCCAAGAAGCGAGCGGCAGAAGACGCUAAAAACGCUCCCCCGCCGUCUUCUGAUGAAGAAUCGGAUGAAGAGUAAAUGCAAAAGAUGGAUAUUCUUUUGUAGGUUGGAGACUAUAACUAAGAUUGACGAAAGAUGCUCUGCU